This is a messenger RNA of Lolium rigidum, 1975 nucleotides long. RefSeq lists its product as uncharacterized. The record is from RefSeq and is a predicted model, not a curated record. NCBI's taxonomy places the organism in Eukaryota, Viridiplantae, Streptophyta, Magnoliopsida, Poales, Poaceae. The coding region runs from base 735 to 1838 and encodes 367 amino acids. The transcript has 5 exons.
AAAAUCAAUUGCCACUCCACAUGCAAAUCGCUACCGUGCAAACGAGACCCUUCCCCUUCUAUCGCGUUGAUGCCGUGACAGAGCUAGGGUUCCCCGCCGCCGCCGCCAUUCGCCGCCGCCGCAGUGUGAGCUCCCCUCCCCUGUCCCUUUCCCGGCCUGGUACAACUCCAAUCGUCCCCGAAUCGACCGUGCGCCCGCGGUUCGAGCUUAACCCCGUCGGCCGCCGGUGAUAGGAGCUCUGCGAGCCGCCGUCCCCCCGCCGCCCCGGUCCACGGUCUGCUCCUCCGCGCUGUUCCCUGCCUCCUACAACUCUCUCCGUCACCGAUUCAGCCGGGUGCCCGCGGGUCGAUCUUGUCUCCGUCGGCCGCCGGUGACGGGAUCUCGUCCCGGUGAGCUUCUCCGACGAUUCGGCGACGUACUGCUCGGACCCCGCCAGGUGCUCUUCACCGUCAGCCACCUCCGUCGCCCUGCUGAAUCAACCUCCUCCAGCGACAAGGAUCAUUUGUUGUUGAUGCUUUACCAGUAGCCUACCGACUCGCUUCCACGAAGCGCUUUUUUCCGCGUCCGCACCUUCGUGUGAAAGGGGGAAUAGGGGAUCACAAGGCAGCCAAAACCCAAACCGUGAAAGGUUAGAAGAAAAUUAAUUCCAAGCCUUGCUGCUGCCGGCGGCUGCGGCGGCGGUUGGUUAGGGUUUGGAGGUCGCGCGCGGCACCUCCGUGCUUUGCUUCUGUCCGAUGGCAGACGACGAUGCCGACAUUCUUCCUCUCUACAUCGAGGAGGGCGAGGAGGAGGCCGCGGCGUCGAAGCAGCUGCGCCGCCAACAGAGCAAGAGGAAGAAGCCUCGGGAGAGGAUGCCGUGGGAGUUCGCCACGCCAGGGGAGGAGGCCAAGGCGGAGGCGAGACUGGCUCUGGAACGCCAACUCAUCGUGCACGACCCCAAGACUGGAGACACUUGCUUCACCCGCGUCUGGUUCCUUGACCUCACCAUCUUUGACCUCGACGAAGAGACACAAUAUGGUCCUAUGCGUUAUGUGAAUUCAACUAUCGGUGAUGACCACAGAUUGGUUGGCUCUUUAAAUGUGCUUUGUGUGAAGAUAAUCUCCUCAGAUGUUGCCUACCCUAUCAAUGUCUAUGGGACCGUGAUAGUCAGAGAUAAUCUUGAUUAUAAAUGCAUCAACAUCUUCCGACGUGAUAGAAAUAAUUGCCAGCAAGUCACGUCAAAGAAUGAAGAUCUGAUUCUGACUGGCCCAACUAGAGGAGUUGUUUUUCGUGGUGCAGCUUUCUUUGAGAUAAAUCUGAUGCUCAGAGAAGAUGGAGAGGGCAAUGACAGACAAUUCAGCAAAGCAUUGAUUGAUGUGUUACUUGGCAGAAUUAACUCUAAGGUUUGUAGCAGGACUGUUCCUAGCUGGCUUAGUGAUGUGCAACUGGUAUUUUCAUAUGUUAAAAAUGCACUGGAGGCCACAAUUAAGAUCAAAGUUCUGUCAGGACCUGAAGUUUUUCAUGGCAAAAUAACUGCUUGCACCACAGAAGUUCCAAACAAUUUUGUGAUGUACGACAGUGAUGUUGGUGGUGGUAUUACAGUUGAUGAUGGCGGAAUUAUCCCACUAUUGCGACAUGUGGUGGCAGUUUCAGUAGAUGAGAUGCUGAUACUCAAUAUCGGUGCCCAUGGUGCUGAUCACAGUGGUAACAUGUCCAGUUGUGUGAGGAAGUUCACUCCAGUGAUUAAAGGUGCAGAUGAGGACGAGUUUACCUGUGGUCCUUACAUUAUACGAAUGGAAGUUAUCUGGUCAACCUUGUUUUUUACCACGCGGGUAAAUCAGGAGCAUGACCAUAUGUGAAUUUUUCCAUAACUUCGUAGCCAUACUGGACACAGCUAUAAUUAACAUGUUAAGUUACGUGGCAUGUCAUAGCAUGAAGCCAUGGCUAUGUUUUAUCUUAGCUAGUUUUUUGGACUUGUAACAUGUAAAUGUGUGCA